CAGCAUAAUAAAAUGGCUAAUCAGGUGAAUGGUAAUGCGGUACAGUUAAAAGAAGAGGAAGAACCAAUGGAUACUUCCAGUGUAACUCACACAGAACACUACAAGACACUGAUAGAGGCAGGCCUCCCACAGAAGGUGGCAGAGAGACUUGAUGAAAUAUUUCAGACAGGCUUGGUAGCUUAUGUCGAUCUUGAUGAAAGAGCAAUUGAUGCUCUUAGGGAAUUUAAUGAAGAAGGAGCCCUCUCUGUAUUACAGCAAUUUAAAGAAAGUGACCUGUCGCAUGUACAGAACAAAAGUGCAUUUUUAUGUGGAGUUAUGAAGACCUACAGGCAAAGAGAGAAACAAGGCAGCAAAGUACAGGAAUCAACGAAGGGACCAGAUGAAGCAAAGAUUAAGGCUUUGCUAGAGCGGACUGGUUACACUUUGGAUGUAACUACAGGGCAGAGGAAAUAUGGGGGUCCUCCUCCAGAUACUGUGUAUUCUGGUGUCCAGCCUGGCAUUGGAACAGAGGUUUUUGUUGGUAAAAUUCCCCGAGACCUUUAUGAAGAUGAGUUGGUACCACUCUUUGAGAAAGCUGGUCCAAUUUGGGAUCUGCGUCUCAUGAUGGAUCCUCUUUCUGGUCAGAACAGAGGUUAUGCUUUCAUUACCUUUUGUAGUAAAGAUGCAGCACAAGAAGCAGUCAAACUGUGUGACAACUAUGAAAUCCGUCCUGGAAAGCACCUUGGAGUAUGCAUCUCCGUGGCAAACAACAGGUUAUUUGUUGGGUCAAUUCCAAAGAACAAAACUAAGGAAAACAUACUGGAGGAGUUUGGUAAAGUCACAGAGGGUUUGGUGGAUGUAAUUUUGUAUCAUCAACCUGAUGAUAAAAAGAAGAAUCGAGGAUUCUGCUUCUUGGAGUAUGAGGAUCACAAGUCAGCAGCACAAGCUCGCCGACGCCUGAUGAGUGGGAAAGUAAAAGUCUGGGGAAAUGUUGUUACAGUGGAAUGGGCUGAUCCAGUAGAGGAACCUGAUCCAGAAGUCAUGGCAAAGGUUAAAGUUUUAUUUGUAAGAAACUUGGCCACUACUGUGACAGAAGAAAUUCUUGAGAAAUCCUUUUCUGAAUUUGGAAAGCUGGAAAGAGUAAAGAAGUUGAAGGAUUAUGCAUUUGUUCAUUUUGAGGACAGAGGUGCAGCAGUGAAGGCUAUGAAUGAAAUGAAUGGGAAAGAGAUAGAAGGGGAAGAAAUUGAAAUAGUAUUAGCAAAGCCACCGGAUAAGAAAAGGAAAGAGCGUCAGGCUGCCAGACAGGCCUCCCGGAGCACUGCGUAUGAAGAUUAUUAUUACUACCCUCCGCCUCGCAUGCCACCUCCUAUGAGAGGCCGAGGCCGUGGAGGAAGAGGUGGAUAUGGCUAUCCCCCAGAUUACUAUGGCUAUGAAGAUUAUUAUGAUGAUUACUAUGGCUAUGACUAUCAUGACUACCGUGGUGGCUAUGAAGAUCCCUAUUACGGCUAUGAUGAUGGCUAUGCUAUAAGAGGAAGAGGAGGAGGAGGAAGGGGUGGGAGAGGUGCCCCUCCACCACCUAGGGGGCGGGGAGCACCACCACCAAGAGGUAGAGCUGGCUACUCACAGAGGGGGGCACCCAUGGGACCGCCGAGAGGAGCCAGGGGGGGGAGAGGGGGCCCUGCACAGCAGCAGAGAGGACGUGGUGCUCGUGGAGCCAGGGGCAACCGUGGGGGCAACGUAGGAGGCAAGAGAAAGGCAGAUGGGUACAACCAGCCUGAUUCCAAGCGCCGGCAGACCAACAACCAGCAGAACUGGGGCUCCCAACCCAUCGCUCAGCAGCCGCUCCAGCAAGGUGGUGACUAUGCCGGUAACUAUGGUUACAAUAAUGACAACCAGGAAUUUUAUCAGGAUACUUAUGGGCAACAGUGGAAGUAGACAAGUGAGGAGGGAUUGAGAAUAUUGGAAAACAUAGAAUUGGCUAUAGCUCUACAUCUUUCAAAAAAAAAAAAAAAAAGAAAAAAAUUGGCUUAAUGUUUCAUCCUUCAGUAGCGAUUGGCUGCCAUUUGUAUUGGGCUGAAGAAUCACUCUAUUGUGUAUAUACUCGAGUCUCUUAGUUUUCUUUUUUCAUAAACGCACUUGGACAUUACUGGGCUUGCAGAAUUCCUGAACUCCUUAUGGGGUCUCAGUGCUUUUAUCAUUUUAGGCUUCACUUUAGCAGUUUAAAAGCAGGAAUGGCACACUGUUCAAUCAUGAUUUUGCAGAACCUCUGGUUUUGGACAGUUUCUUCUCUUUUUUUUUUUUUUUUUUUUUGGAUUUGGGAUAGACUACAUAGGAGUAUGCUGUACAUAAAAGUAAAAGCUAGUGCUUUGUCUUAGUAGUUUUAAGAAAUUACAACAAAUUAAGUUUUCUUGUAUUGAAAAUAACAUGAUUGUAUGUUUUGCAUUCCUAGAAGUAGGAUAACUGUGUUUUUAAAUUGUUAUAACUUCACACCUUUUUGAAAAUCUGCCCUACAAAAUUUGUUUGGCUUAAAACGUCAAAGCCGUGGCAAUUUGUUCCUUGAUGUGAUUGUAUUUCCAAUUUCUUGUUCAUGUAAGAUUUCAAUAAAACUCAAAAAUCUAUUCAAAACAUUACCUAUUUCAAAUUCAAUUGUGUCCUAAAACAUUAUUUCAUUGGUAAUUCUUGUGAAAAAUAUUGUUUUCAAAGUAUAACUGCCUAUGUGAGUGAUCAAAUUCGUGCAAAAUUUCCUGUGCUUUCCAACAUGUAGCACUGUGGACAUCAGACUGAAAACUAGGAGAAAUUACGGACAGCCCAAAAGGCACUCACUGUUUAAUUGCUGUUCAAUAAUUUAUCAGCAUCUAAUUUUGAAACUUUUUUUUUCCUAUUUAAAAGUGUUGAAUUGUAUCCAAGCAUUCACAGAGAUCUGAUUAAAAUCUAGUCCUCUAAUGUAAUGUGGAGAAGGAAGCAGAUCCUACAAUGGUGUUAAUUUUGUUCCUUUGGUGAUGUCCUGUGGAGGCUGUUCUGGUAGGAUCCAGCCUUACUGUAUAAUUGAGCCUACAGACACACAGGGAAAUUAUUUUGAUCUCAAGCAUCUUAAUCUAAUCUCAAAUAAUAUUUGACUAGGAAUGAGAAUUACAGCUUGGGUGCUAUGGCACGCUAAAUUAAUUUCUUGCUACGGAUAACACGAACAUACUCUCCAGAUUCUGCUUAUUUCUAUCUUGACAUUUUAAUUUGAUGUUCUGCCAUGAUGAACAAUUUGCCUUAGAAUUCUCCUGCCUUAAAAUAAAGGCUGUUCAAAAGUUUAAGACUUUAUCUUUUGAGGGCAUUGCUAGCUACAUUAUAUUAUGUGUUGCUUUGACCCUUGUCUUGGACAUUCCCAGAUGUCAAUUUUAACUGGCAAAUCAUGACAUUACUCUUGUGUUGCAUCUAAGCCAUUCUGUACCACAAUGAAGAACAUUUGCUUCUCAAGAAAAGAGAGAAACAAACGGAUUUAUACUUUCUCUAAAGAAAACUAUUGCCGGACCUCUAAAUAUCCAAAUCCAAUGCAUUGCUCAUACUUGAUUUACAGCAUUCCAAACACAGACUAUUGAGGAAGUUAAACUUCAGUGGUCAUACUCCUCCCUUUGUCUUCUAUUCCUGUCUGGUGUCUCAAGUGUGUAAUGUCAGAAUAUUCCCAGUAAGAUGAGGCUCCCCACACUGCUGUGGAUCUGGAAUGGGAUUGCAGGGUUUGAGUUGGGACCUGAAUCGAAGAUGUCUGUCUGCUUCUCAGAAAUGGGUUUGCCCAUGUCAGCCUCUUCCAAUUAAUAGAAUUGGUCAUAAAUAGCUUAAAAGUGCUUUUAAAAAAAUCAAUAUCUAUUAUGUUGGGGUUUGGGGUUUUUUUUCUCCAGUUAUGGAGCCAAACCAUGUCCUCUCUGUUUCUUACCUGAGCAGUGAACUCAGAGGGCUUUGCCUGAUUAUACACUUCAGGCUUUUGCUCGUGGUAAGGAUGUGGUUUGUAAUUCUGUUCUAACACAAAUUUUUGCUGCCCUAUCUGAAUGACUUUCUGGUAGUUCUACAGCUCUUACAGUGCUGAGCAGAACCCUGUAGUCCCAAUAAGUAUUGACUUUUCAGUAUUCAUUGUAAAGGGGAUCUAGUACAAGGAGCUUAAUUGGAAUCGUAUUUCAAGUGCUCUCCAUCUUGGCAGAAGGCAGUGUUCCCAUAUUGCACUUUAGCCAGGAGAGGUGAGGUGCUAGUGAGGGCUGUGGGGGGACUGGGGGGGAGUUGAACACCUCAGUUAUAGUGGUAACAAAAGAGCUGAGAAACAAAAAUGUUAAAAUUGUCUUCCUCAAGAACUGUAAGGUUGCAUCUUGUAUUUACUUCUCCCCAAAUCAUCAUUUCUAUUAGUAGUUUUAGUAAAUAUGUGGAGUGAGCUAUUAAUUUUUAUAAUUGAAAAUCAUAACAGUUAAACUCAGUAGAAGUUUCUAUUUGCAAGAUAUACCAAGUUCUUUGAUUUACAUGGUUUAUGGCUACUCAAAUUCACCUUUUAAAUUUGCAGCAGUACUUUUAUUUAAUCCAUAGAUAAGGUGUGCUACAGCUUACUUGAAUAGUGGUGUGUGCUGAACUUGAAGAACUUAAUGAAAUGAUGGAAAAAAUUAUCAACAAAGAUACUGUAGUACAGUGGAAAACUACCAUGCCUGACUCAAAGGAAGAAUUUCUCAGCACAAUUUGGACAUCUAGUUAAAAAAUAAAUUUAAAUUUACUCUCGUGCAUUUCUUUUGAUUGUUUCUUCAAUAUAACUGAGCAAAAAUCCUCUAUAAUAUGUUGAAAAUGGAUUUCAACUUGCACACCAAUAUUCAGCUUUUAUGGGUGUCCUGCUGGCAUUGGAGGAGGAGCCAUGAAAUGGAGUUUUAAUAAUCAUUUGAUCACUCAUUUAUAGCAGUUGCUUAAAUGUCUGUAUUGAUAAGGUGUUUGACAUAAGAAGCAAGUUACCAGACUCCUAGCAGUUCCAAAACUCAAGCAAAAUACUUUACAGCUACUGUGUUAUUAUAUAAUUAAUUUCACUUUAUUAACAACUUAGUUUACUAAACUCAACUUAAAAUUUUACUAUUGCAUUCAACAGAGUUUGCAUUUUUUCCAAGUGUUUUCUAGCAAUUGUUUAUUUUUAAAUCUCAGCUUCUGUAGUCUGAUUAUUAAAGAAUGACAACUGCAUUGCUUAAAGCUUUCCAAAAUAAACUCGAAGUAGAAGAUCACCGCAUGAUUUUGGUGACUCUGUAUAAAAACCUGACCACUUUUUGUCCCUUCUCUGUUUGGACAUUAAACCCAUUUCUAUAAUUUGAACUCCACAGGAAAAAAAAAUACAGAGGGCACUCUUAUUAUAAGGCUAGGAGAGAAACCAAUGUGAAGUGCUGAGCAUAAAGUCUUAAACCUCUCAAAAACAAUUAGUACCAAGACCCAAAGACCCUACUGAAUGAAUGCAUUUUCAGCAAGGAUUAAUUGUUAUCUAAAAGUGCUGGUGGCCCUUCCAUAGAACAGCCAGGAGCUCUCCUAGAAAUCUGUCAUCAGCAAUCUUUGAUCAGGCAUGACUUGAGGAGGAGUAUGUGUGUGAUGAAGGAUUGCUAGUGAGGUGGAGGCUGUCAGUGGAAUUCUGUCAUUCGUGUGACCUCUGUGAGUAGCUCAGAGCCUUAUAGAAAGAGUGUACCACGUUGUGUUCCUGUUUAUUCUAAAACAACAACAAAAAGAAGUUAGAGCUUCUGUUAACUUAGAACUUGAAUGAAGCUGUUGUAGUCUAUUGGCUUAAAUUGUCCUUUGAAACCCAGAGCAGUUUGGUUGAGCAUGUAUUAGUUGAUAAAAUGUGUAGAGUAGGGAAAAAAAAAAUCAUUUGUACUGAAGGGAAAACAUAAGAAAUGAUGAAAAUAGUCAAGGUGGAUCUGCGAUACUUGGUUAUUGAUCAGGAACUUCUGAAAUUUUAGAACAGGAGAAUCCCUCUGAAGAAAUGUUUUAACAACUUGGAGGUUACCAGAAGCUCUGAAAGACAGUUCAGAAUAUAUUUUCUGAUGUCCAGAAAUCUGCAAGUGUCAAUUUUGUAUUUUAACUCCUUCCUUUUACCUGACUAUCAGGGAAGCGUGCUUGAGGCUGACCUGACAUGUCAUGAUGUCGACUUGCUAGGUGGGGUUCGCAGGGGACAUUAACCUUGGAGUUCUAGGUAAGAAAACUUUCUUUCUCAUUUCCUUCAGUAAGAUGAAAGGGUUGGUGUGGGAGGAGGGAGGAUAUGAGCUCCACAGACCUGAGCACUGGAAUAGCUUUCAAAAUCUGCCAUUACCAUGGAGAGAUUGCAAAUGUGGAAGGUAAAAGUUGAGGUUAAAUCUGUCCAUGUUCAAGAGAGGCAUAUGGUAUAGGUUCUUGAAAUUAAUUUGAAAAUAAAGAUGACUUGCACUUCAGAAGAAAGGUGGAUGCUCUUUUAGGAGUGCUGGAAGCAUAAAACAUUUUGAACAUUUAAAUUUUUCCUCUCUAAUUAAAUCCAGGUAUGGGUUGGAUUUCUUUCCCCACCUGUGGAAAAGCAGAAUUUGCAGCACACUUCUUCAAAGCUUAAGAAUGCUGUUAAGAAAAGUGUCCAAGUAGAUCUCUGGAAAAUAAUAAAAUUUUGCCUUGGAAAUAACAAAACUGGCAUAUCAUGAGUUUGAAUCAUUUAUGUAUUGAACAUGAUAAUGCUUAGAAGUCAUUAAUCAAGAGAGAAUGGCUUUUGUACCAAGGACAGCUGUAGUUGAUCCCAUUAUAAAAUCCCACUGGAUUUUGAUAUUCAUCUCUUUUUGUGGAAGGCAUAUGUUGAUUCUAGACAAACAUAGCAAAAGCUGAAGAACAGGUUUGCAAAUCAAAUACUUGGACAUGUUGAAUUCUUCAUGGCACCUGCUCAUCUUGCACCUUUCCUCAGCCAGCAGACUUGUCUUUUCCUGCUUGUUCAUGCAGUCCUUGGAAAGGAGCAGAGAAGUUGGAAAAGCUUUCUAGGCUAGAGGAGCAUUCCAGGUGCAGUCAUUGUGGGACUGAAUAGCAUGCCAGUUGUGACAACACCUGCAGAAGAAAUGUGCCUGGUGAGUACAGGUAUUUUGUAAGGAAUUUUCAGAAAUGAAGUAUUUGUUUCGUUCCAGAUAAACCUUACUCGGCAUAGCACGACUUGAGAACAUUAUGAUCACACAAAGUCAUCAGUGUUGUUUCACUUGGAAAAUCAUAAACAGAAAAAAGAGGAUCUCUUAAUUCUGGAGUUUCCAGUCUGCAUGUCCCAUAGAGCUGCUGGUAGUGAGUGCAGUAGGAUGUGUUGCACAUGCCCAGGUGGUCUCUGGGAAAGGAAGCAGAGGGCAAGGUCCUUACAGGAGAAAAAGCAACUGAAUGGAAUUGCCUUUUGCACAUGUGGAAUUUGGAGAUAGCUGGAAAUGAUGGGAAUGGGACAUGCUCCUUUCAUAAAACAUCAGUCUCUUAUCAGUGAAGUUCAUGAGUUUAAAACACAAUGUCAGUAUGUAUUUGUGUGAUUGUAAGCUGCCAAAUUGCAUUAAAGACAAAAAAAUAAAAGGGAAAAAAGAAUGAAAAGCAGACCAAAUUCCAGUUCUGCCCUCCUUGCUUCAGACACAAGCUUCUCUUUUUUCCUUCUUCAGCACCAGUGAGUGUACAGUGUUCUCAUUGGAUUCUCCUGUUGAACUUCUGUAGAGCUUGUGUAAGUGUAGGAUACACAGGUUCUGUUUUUAAAUCUUCACAGCAACCUGUGAGAGGUGAUUGUAUUUCCAUUUUAAUUUCGAGGAAUGAGCAUCCAUUGUAUCAGCACCUGUUCACAGGACAUUAUUCUUUCUGACAUACCUUCAGACAUUUCACAUUUGGUGUGCAGAAGGUGCAUACCCAGCUGGAAUUUCAGAGGAAAUGUGGUGUAAGCAUUAAUUUCAUGAUAGGAGAGGAAUCUGAUUCUGGAGAGCAUGCAGCUGUCUUAGCAAUGGAUGCUUCUUUCUGUUCUGGAAUUUCCUGCUGUGCUGCUUUAACUGCUGCAGGAAAAGAGAAGUGAAAUGCUGCAUGGGCUAAAAGUCCUGUGAUUAAAAAUACUUGCAGUUCUUAAGAAAAGCCCAAACCAACCCAACAACCUUUGCAAAAAACCCAAAGUCCCAAACAAGGAAAGACAGCCUGGCUGUGCCCACAGCACCCUGGGGACUGGGCAGCUUUUCCUGCUCUCCCUGGGAAGGGCAGAGGAGUUGCAGUAGAGUCCUUGCAGGUAGGUGGUAGCUGGUCCUGUUUGGGAAACACCCAAUAAUGCAGCAGCUCAGCUGGAUCAUUUUUCAGUAAACAUGAAUUAUUGGCAGGGGUGGCUCUGAUCUGACAUCAGAUCUCUGGGGCCUCUCACCAAAGUUUGCUGUGUGCCACUCCAGGAAGAGGAAAAGAGCUGGGAAUUCUUAUUGCUUUCUCUUUUUGCUGGAAUGGGCAAUUUUCAGGUAUUUUAUAAAUCUGCUCAUGCUGCAGUAGGUGUUCUCUUCCCACCUUGGCAGUGUCCUUGGUGCAGUAUCAGGAAGGUCAGAGUUGAAAGGGCUGUGCUGAGGGGUUCAUAGGGCUCUUCUGGGAAUCCAGAGAUCUUGCACAGUGCUGAAAAUUAGGCCAGGAGAAUAUUGCCCUAGCAUUCAGAGUCAAGUUCAACAGGGUCAAAAACUGGAGGGCUGUAGAUCAUACAAAGGUCCUUUAAUAGCCAGAGAGCUGAGCAGUAGCUCAUAAAUAAGGACAGUCAUGCUUAUCCCAUUGUGCUUACUCCAGAAAUUUGAGCAGCCACCUUUAUUCUCCUGUUUCCAAACAGUUCUGGAUUAAAUUUAAAAUUUUUGGUGGACACAGCUUUAAAGAUGACUCUUAAUCAUAACCAUUUCUGUCAAAUUUGGUUUUCUGCCCCACCAAUUUUCCUUCAGCUAUUAUUUAGGGGUUCACUACAAAAACCCUAUUAAUGAAUACCUAGUCAAUCUUAUGCCGUUCAUGUUAUUUUUGAUUUCUGUAGCUUUGAUUUUCAAACUGCUGUACAUUUGCAGGAUGCCAAUACAUUGCAUUGCAUCUAAUAAGCAGUCUGUAGGCUUUUUGAUAGAGCAGUGCUGAGCUGAACACACAGGUCAGAGACAAAAUUCAGUUUCAGGUUGAAGAGUGAGUCUGUAGCAGUUCUGGUGAACUUGCCAGCAGGAUUUCUCAGCUGCUUCUCAUUCAGAUCCUAAGUGAUACUUGACCAUCAAGCAGUUCUUGCUGCUCUCAUGCUGGACAAACCAAUGAUUAUAGUAGAGACAUUGAAUUUAAGGUUCCAUAGAAAUGAGGAUACUUAAAUCCCUAAUGGUAGCAUUGUAGCUUCUCACUUCUGCUCUUCCUUUCCUCUCCCAUUGUUGGUUGGAUGUUCACCUGUACUUGUCUCCUCAUGUAGAGAGAAAGAGGAGAAAAGCAUUUCCUGCAGUGUCUUGGAUGUGUUGAGCCAACAAGCUGCUGGUGCAGAUGCAAAGCUCUAUUGCAAGGUUUGAGAUUUUUUUUGAGUGGACCUUGCUGGUUUUCAAAUGAUUUUUUUGAUGUGGUAUGUAAAGGUAAAAAUACUGGAGGAUUCUUCAAAUUUCUUUGAUAUUAUUCCUUACCUACCUGAAGUAUGAGAACUUGAGUUACUAAUUUCAUCAGCAUUUUUAGAUGAUAGAUCUUGCAGAGAACUGUAGGCACGGACUUAGGAUCUAAUUUGCUCAUAAAAUCAUUUUAUACAAAAAACAUUCAUCAUUCAUCAUGUUUGUGAAGCAUUAGAACAUGUAUUGUCUUUAAUGUUCUGGUAAACAUUAAAUCUUCUCUAUGUUUCUUUCAUGGCAGUUCACAGAAAAUAAAUACGCUUUUUUCCCCUCUCCUUUUUUGCUUGACUGACUGUUGGUUGUAAAGUUUUAGCUUUUUCUCUCAUGUCAAAUUGAUGUUUUCUUCUAUGUGCCUUAGGAGUGGGUUCAGAAGGGUUUGCAGUGUAGCAUGUAAAAUCGAAAGGUCACAAAUUAAAUCUGUUUCACUGGCCAAAGUGGGAUCUGUGCAGUGAAGGCUGCACCUUCCCCACUGAGGGAGGCUGUGUGGCCAGAGAGGUAUCUCCACCAAUGGAGGUUAUCUUAGAAAUAGCUUGAAAAAUCCUUUUAGCAGCUAGGCUGGGGUUUAAAAUAGAAGCAGCUAAAGAACAUCAAAUGUGUGGGUGUAUCAGUGGAAGUUACUGAAAUGAAAUACAGAUGUGCAGCUAUUUGAGUAGCUCUGUGAUAUUUCUGGUAUGAGAUGUGUGUGGUGUGGGAUGGGCAGUGUUUGUUUACACAUCUGGGAGAGCACUCCUGUGGUUCUCACUGGUAAUUGCUGUGAUCAGCUCCACCCCUUCUUUCACCAAGCAAUAAGUAGUAAUGGAAAUUUGCAUUUCAGGAAUACAUGAAAAGCAACUCUUCUGUUCCAGCAAAGUCUGGACUCUAGCAUAAAGGUUUAGAGUCCAGUUUUGUGGUGGGAAUAAUCAUCCUUCUUCUCAGAGGCAGCACUUGGGAUGUUUUUUCCUUUAACUUCACUUUCCUUGAUUUUUCACUCAGUUGAACUUUUUAUACUGAUUCUCUGUUUUCUGUUCUCUGAUUAUCCAAGGACCACAUAUUUGAGUUCUUGGGGUUCAGGUGGGAUAUCCUGACUUUCCAUGAGGAUUAUUUCUGCAGGGUAGAACUUUUUGGCAUUCUGAAGAAAAUUGGCCUAUUUUAUGUUAGAAUUGUCUUGUUUGAGCUGUCAAGUGCAACUGAAAGCCUGAGUCUGCAGACAGGAUCUGAGCAGUUCCUACUGACACAGGCUAUUUUAGUGUUGCUUUUAUGUGAACAAAGGGUGCAAGUGAAUUAGCUCAGAAAGUUUUCUACUCAAUAUUUCUACAGAAUGAUUGACCUUGGGAAAAAGAGGAGACAUCAGACAUUUAGGAAAGCAGUCAGUAGAGGCUAAUGAAUAAAAUCCAAAUCCAAAGUAACAACUGGCUUGUAGGCUGGGUAACCAGGAGAGGAGCAGGAAGUGCUAACAGUAAAUAACAUCUCU
Zonotrichia albicollis (white-throated sparrow) is the source of this 11001-nucleotide messenger RNA. The record is from RefSeq and is a predicted model, not a curated record. Lineage: Eukaryota; Metazoa; Chordata; Aves; Passeriformes; Passerellidae.